AUGGCAUCUUGGUUGAUUGACACACCGCUAGGAGAGCUCAUCCGGGGAUCUCUAGGAUCGCGAUGGUUACCCUUCCCCGAAGAACAGGAACACUGGACCCUCAGCGAUGCUGGCUUUGCCGACGGUGAGAAGAACGAGCACCCAUUGCAGCAACAACUGUGCCCCCUUCCCGCCCAGCUCGUGGGCUGGUAUGGAAACGAUGACCCGGCCAAUCCCCAAAAUUGGUCGCCCAUGAAGAAGGCCCGGGUCUAUUUGACCAUAAACUAUUGUGCCUGCACGGUGUAUAUGUCCUCCAGCAUUUAUACUUCGUCCCAGGAUGCGGUAGAAGAGGUAUUUCAUGCUUCUAGCACGGUGGCCAGUCUUGGUCUCGCCUUGUUUGUGCUGGCAUACGGAAUUGGUCCCCUCUUAUUUGCACCUAUCUCCGAGGUACAUUCAAUUGGACGUAAUAUUCCAUAUAUUGUCUCUCUGGCGAUCUUCAUCAUCAUAUCUGUGCUCACGGCCACUGCAUCAAAUUUGAGUGGCCUCUUAACGUUGCGCUUCUUGCAAGGCUUCUUCGGCUCGCCUGCCCUCGCAACCGGGGGUGCAUCGUUGUCAGAUGUGAGCGAUACAGUCUGGAAGCCGUUCGCUCUGUACACUUGGGCCUUCUUCUCUUUCGUGGGACCGUCGAUCGGGCCCGUGCUUAGUACGGUGGCCGUAGAAAGGCUCGGAUGGAGGUGGAGUCUGUGGGAGAUCGUCUUUCUCACCACCCCGGCGUUCCUGUCUACCGAGCAGCUCAUUCUUCCCGAAACAUCUGGCCCAAACAUCCUGUACCGCCGUGCUCAACGCCUGAAUCGGCGCUUCCCUAGGCGUGAGUUUCAUCUGGCCGAGGACAGCACAGUGCCCGACCGUCGGGCAUUGCAGGCCAUGCUUGUGCAGGCCCUGGUCACUCCGUGGCAAGUGCAUCUGCUCUCUCCGGCGAUCAUGUUCAGCAGUGUAUACUGCGGCCUCGUAUAUGGCAUUUUCUACACGUUUUUCGAGACCUUUCCGAUUGCCUACACUGAGAUCCAUCACAUGAGCUCGAUCUCUACCGCGCUCGUGUACUUGUCAACCAUGAUCGCGGUUAUCCUGGUGGGUAUUCCCUACCUUAUCUACAUCUACUGUGUGGUCAAUCCGAUCGUCGCGCGCGGCGAGCGUAUUACCCCCGAAUGGCGGCUAAUCCCGGCGGUGAUCGCGUCAUUCAUUAUCCCGGCGGGUCUAUUCCUCUUCUCCUGGACGGUGCGGACAGACAUCCACUGGAUGGUCCCUACUGUUGGCGUGGUAUUCGCCACGGGUGGCAUGUGCAUUGUGCUACAGAGCAUUUUUGUGUACAUUACACUGGCAUACACACAGUAUGCGGCCUCAAUCCUUGGGGGCAAUGGUUUUAUAAAAUCGUGUGUGGCAUGCGCCGCUAUCUUGUGGUCUGCUCCUCUAUAUAAUGACAUGGGGCUUCCCGUUGGUGUGUCAAUUCUGGGAGCGUUGUGUGUCCUGGGAGUGGUAGGCAUCGUGUUGUUGUACAGAUUCGGAGGGAUUCUCCGCGCAAGGAGCCGAUUUGCACAGUGGAAUGAGAAAUAA
This is a messenger RNA of Aspergillus piperis CBS 112811, 1590 nucleotides long. Its product is annotated as MFS transporter. Gene Ontology annotation, molecular function: fluconazole transmembrane transporter activity. Gene Ontology annotation, biological process: xenobiotic detoxification by transmembrane export across the plasma membrane. Bases 1 to 1590 code for a protein of 529 amino acids. The transcript has 2 exons. NCBI's taxonomy places the organism in Eukaryota, Fungi, Ascomycota, Eurotiomycetes, Eurotiales, Aspergillaceae. The record is from RefSeq and is a predicted model, not a curated record.